UUUACAAUUCCUCUCAUUCAACUAAGCUAAUCAACUACAUUCCCAUCUUCUCCUUGUGUACUAGUUCAUUUUCAUCCUCAUUUAAGGUAUGAAUAAAACCCUAAUUUUUGUUCAAUAUGCAAAUUGUUUUUUUUGUUCAUUAUUGUUUGAAUUGAAGUUAUAAAAACGUUAAUUGUUUGUUACAUUCUAUUGUUUUCAUGAUUUAAGCUUACGUUUUACACAUUUGUAGUUGAAUUUUAGGAUUUGUUUUGUAUGCAUAUAAAGUGUUUGAUGAAAUGCUUCAAUGAAAGUUUAUUACUUUGUAGGGUUAGUUUAAUGGUUUUUGUAUAUAUUCAUGGUAUUUUUAGCUUUUAUAUUUGAAAUGAACCUUAUAAUAAGUGUUCUAAUACCUUAGUAUCACAAAUUCUUGUAUUCAAAUUUACACUUCCCGUUAUAGUGUAUUGGGGUGAGGAAGUCAUGAUAUUGGUUGCAAAUUGGUAGCAAAUUGGUGGAGAUAUCACAUGAAAGAUCAUUAUCCCAUUGAAAAACAUGUUGAAUUGGUUGCAAAUUUGGAUAAUGCGAGGGAAGUCAUGAUAUUUUUAUGAUUUUUAUAACACUUAUGGCGAUGAAAAACACGUAACAGCGAUCAUGGCGAUGCCGGGCCCAGUUGAUCCAUCAGUGCUUACGCUUCAGGCGACACACAGGAGCAUAGCUGCGUGGGAGGGCUCCACUGCCCAAUUGGUUACUCGUCAGCACUACCAGGCGAGUACGUUACGGUGGGAGGUGGAUGACAGGGUAUUAGACGUAGUCGAGCUAGCUGGUUUUAGAUACAUUCACCGGUUGUUGGGCGGGGGCUUAGAGCUCGAUCGAGCACUUAUCACUGCAUUGGUGGAGAGGUGGAGGCCGGAGACACAUACCUUCCACCUCACAGUUGGCGAGGCAACGAUCACGUUGCAAGAUGUGGCAGUUAUCAUGGGACUGCCGGUUGAAGGACAAGCAGUCAUUGGUCAUGGGGAGGGAAAUUGGCCAGCAUUAGUACAUGAGCUGCUAGGGGUUUGGCCGGAAAACCCUCAAGACCCCUCACAGCCGAAGAUCAUCGUUGGAUCGUCAUUGAAGCUGACUUGGCUUCGACAGCAUUUUAGCGCGCUUGAGGAUGAUGCAGAUGAUGUGACGGUUGACAGACAUGCCCGAGCUUACAUUUUGUACCUGUUUGGAUGCAUCUUGUUUCCGGACAAGAGCGGCGACUCGGUACAGUUGAUCUAUCUCCCUCUACUGGGAGACUUGGAGCGCGUAGAUGAGUACAGUUGGGGAAGUGCUACCCUAGCGUAUCUGUAUCGUAACUUAUGUCGAGCAUCUCGUAAGGGUGCCAAGGACAUGGGUGGAUGCUUGAUGUUGUUACAGAUAUGGUCAUGGGAGCACAUUCAUAUAGGGAGGCCCAUUAUUCGGACGGUUCGACCGGAUGGGCAACAUGAUCAGGAAGAUGACGCGGAUGAUUUUGAACCGAUAUUAGGGUCACAGCAUCGGCGCGGGAUGGAUCCUUUGGCAGUAAGCUGGCUUCGCGUAUAUCUUUCGAGAUCCCACUCCCCACAUACUCUCGUCUACUACAGGGACGCACUAGAUCGACAACGGGACGAGCAGAUGACAUGGCAGCCUUACACAGCGGCUAAGAUGGAAGCUCUACCGCACAUAUGUACAUCGGGCCACGAGAUUUGGAGAUCGCGUUGUCCUCUUAUUUGCUUUGACAUCGUCGAGCUACAUCUCCCGGAUCGUGUCAUACGUCAAUUCCGUUUGGAGCAGGCUGUAGAAGUGCAUCUUAUAGAUAAUUUCUUGUAG
This is a messenger RNA of Amaranthus tricolor (Joseph's coat), 1812 nucleotides long. RefSeq names its product serine/threonine-protein phosphatase 7 long form homolog. Gene Ontology annotation, biological process: meristem development; meristem maintenance. The transcript has 4 exons. The record is from RefSeq and is a predicted model, not a curated record. NCBI's taxonomy places the organism in Eukaryota, Viridiplantae, Streptophyta, Magnoliopsida, Caryophyllales, Amaranthaceae. The coding region runs from base 628 to 1812 and encodes 394 amino acids.